Molecule: messenger RNA, 1143 nt
Organism: Sabethes cyaneus
Lineage: Eukaryota; Metazoa; Arthropoda; Insecta; Diptera; Culicidae
Gene: Ets21C
Product: DNA-binding protein D-ETS-6
Biological process (GO): regulation of transcription by RNA polymerase II; cell differentiation
Cellular component (GO): nucleus
Molecular function (GO): DNA-binding transcription factor activity, RNA polymerase II-specific; sequence-specific DNA binding
Source: RefSeq, a predicted model, not a curated record
AUGUGUCCUAGAUUAAGGAUCGAAGAAAGUAGCAAAUGGAAUUAUCACCGACACAGGCGGAAGAUGCACGAUGAUGGCAGUGAAAGGAUCGUGAUAAGUGACGCAUCCCCGGAGGAAGAAAGUGAUAGUGGGCUCACCUAUGUACCGACUAAUCCGUUGGAAUGGACCGACGAGCAUAUCAGCUCUUGGGUUCAGUGGGUGUCAAAGAAUUUCGAAAUUUUCCCUAGCCUGGAACCGGCGAGAUUCCCGAGCAACGGAGUUGAUCUGGCCAAGUUUGCCAAAGCGGAUUUUUGGGUUUGUGCCGGCAGCAAAGAGGGCGGCGAUAGACUGUCGAAACAUUUCGCUUACUUGCUGCAGACCGGAACCGGAAUUGAGGACAACCUGCUCGCAAAUGAUGUUGAUCCAGAGCCAUAUCAACUGUUGAACGCAGCCUCUCAUCGAUUGAUAGCUCAAGGUGGGCAGAUCCAACUGUGGCAGUUUCUGCUCGAACUGCUUGCUGAUUCGUCCAACGAGCGCUUCAUCCACUGGGAAGGAACCAAUGGCGAGUUCAAGCUGAUCGAUCCGGACGAGGUGGCCCGCCGGUGGGGUGAGCGGAAGGCAAAGCCGAACAUGAACUAUGACAAGUUGAGCCGGGCACUGAGGUACUAUUACGACAAAAACAUUAUGACCAAAGUUCACGGCAAACGGUACGCGUAUAAAUUUGACUUCCACGGACUGAUGGCAGCUUGUCAGGCGCAGGCUCAGCUUAACGAGCCGAGCACCAGUGGUAUGAUCUCUCCUAGCUACGAUAAUUUCUCAUCACACACCGAUCUGUACGGUACCGCCCGCCCGGCUGGCACAAACCCUUCCGAAAGCAGUCCAAGAAGUUUCGGCACGGCCGCCAGUCCGGAAUCCAUCUCGACGGCAUCAUCCUCCUCGCCUACCUCAUUGACAGCAGGCGGCGGCACCACGACCGGGAAACCGGCUCCAGUCUCCUAUUGGCCACCGUACUCAUCCUACUCGACGAUUCCUCCGGUAGCUCAACCGGAAAUUCGUACAACAACAAUCGUUCCUAGUACAUCCACCGUGCCGACGACGACAACGGCCGUGUCCACUCCAACGCAAAGCAGCGAUGAAUCGACAUCCUAUAAACCCUUUGGUUAA